GGAAAAUUUCAAACGAUGGUAACAAGAACGCACUUGAAGCUCUAAACAUGAGCCAGCUUCGAGCCACAAAGUCUGGACUCGUCAUGUGCACCGUCAUCUGUGUCUUCAUUUUUAUUUAUUUAAGGAAUCCAAUUCCUGAGGACCCGGAGGAGGAACCCACCUACCCAGCAGUAGUAGAAUGUGGUUUUUACCCAGAUGAACUGUGUUCAGCUUUAUUUGAAGGCAAAGGGGCAGCCCCUCAAAUUGCCAAAUUCUGCAAAAAUCCUCAUCGAUCUGAAAUACUUGCUCACUUACGCAGCCCAGGAAACUGCUCCAGGAUCUCCCACGGGCUGCGUUUCAUAACCAGGCCCCUGUCUGCAGAAGAGGGCGCGUUCUCUCUGGCGUACAUUAUAACUGUUCCUAGGGAGCUGGCCACCUUCGUGCAGCUGCUCAGGGCGACGUACGCCCCCCAGAACGUUUACUGCAUCCACCUUGAUGACAAGGCCCCAGGGAAGCACAGGGCCGCUGUGCAAACGCUCGCUGACUGCUUUGAAAACAUUUUUAUUUCAUCCGAGAGAGAGGAGGCAGCUGAUGCUGGCUUCACAAGACUACAGGCAGAUAUUAACUGUAUGAAAGAUCUAGUCCAUUCCAGAUUUCAGUGGAACUAUGUCAUUAAUCUUUGCGGACAGGAUUUUCCAAUCAAAACCAACAAAGAAAUCAUACACUACCUCAGAAGCAAAUGGAAUGAUAAAAAUAUCACUCCGGGGUCAACCCAGCCACCAAACAUUAAAUCUAAGACAAGUCCAAGUCCCCCCAAAUCUAGCCCUGAAGAAUACAUCCAUGUGUCUCCAAAUAGAAGGUUCAGAGCUGAGCCACCCCAUAACCUAACGGUUUAUUUCGGAAGUGCUUACUUCGCACUUACGAGAAGGUUUGUAGAGUUCAUACUGACUGACAUCCGUGCAAAAGACUUGCUUCAGUGGUCCAAAGACAUCGACAGCCCAGAGCAACACUACUGGGUGACCCUGAACCGGCUAACAGAUGCUCCAGGUGCCACUCCGAGUGCUGGCUGGGAAGGACACAUCCGAGCUAUUAAAUGGAGAAACGAGGAAGGAAGCGUUCAUGACGGAUGCAAAGGUGCCCAGAAAAUACCUGGAUGUGAAGACUUCAGGGUCUGUAGCUCAGAGUGUCUGUUACUGUCGCCAGCAGGAGUUAAAUAUGGGAGUCAAUAGCAACUAAAACAAAAUAAACCCUUUAAUCAGUUGUCUUCUCGCUGGUUUAUUUUUUAAAUGUUUAUUUAUUUAUUUUCAUCCACUUAAAAGACAGAGACAGAGAUGGAGCUUCUUCCCAGUGGUUCACACUCCAGGUGCCCACAACAGCCAGGGCUGGGCAAGGCCAAAACCAGGAGCCAGGAGCUCCACUGGGUCUCCCACGCGGGUGCCAAGGGACCCAGGCACUUGAGCCGUCAUCUGCUGCCUCCCAGGAUGCAUUGGCAGGCAAUGAGAAGCAGAGGAGCCGAGCCAGGACUCCAGCCGGCGCUCCAGUGGGGGACGCAGGUGUUCCGAGUGGCAGCUUGACUGCUGCACCAUGGCGCUGGCCCUUUAGGGAGAUGUUCUAAUGCCAGGCCCAAGAAUUCUUAUUUUCUUAAGGACAGGGACUUUGUAUUUUCCCCUGUUGUGUCCUCAGUGCCUAGAAGAGUCUGGCAUACUCAAUGUAGAUUUACUCAGCGAACCAACAGAAAGCAUGAGACGCACUCAGAGACGGGUGACAAGCCCAGGUUUUGCCGCCCCUAAAACUGAGCCUGCAUAGCUCUGGGAGGCUGGCCACUCCAUCCAAACCCUUGCACCAGGGACUUGACCGAAACCUCGCG
Oryctolagus cuniculus (rabbit) is the source of this 1846-nucleotide messenger RNA. The record is from RefSeq and is a predicted model, not a curated record. NCBI's taxonomy places the organism in Eukaryota, Metazoa, Chordata, Mammalia, Lagomorpha, Leporidae.